AUGUCGGCGCCUUAUUGGGGCCAAUUGCCCCCGUCAAAAGCUCGCCGCAUGUCUGUCGACUAUGACCAGACUGAUCGUCGACAGUCUUUGGAUCAGUCCGCCGCUCCGCCUCAGUCUCAGACUUACUCCCACUCCCGAUCGCAGUCGCAGUCGCAGUCGCAGUCACGGUCGAACCGGGUAUCCGUACAAACCAACCACACCGACGCUUAUACAGAGUCUACACUUAGUCCUCUACAAUCACCUGCUACUUCCAACUUCCCAGGUAACGGGCUAGCUCCCCGUCCACCCUCUCUGCCUUACGGGCAAAACCAAUAUCCCGUAGAGUCGCAGGGAAAACGGGCGAGACGUACUAGCCGGGCGCAAGAAGACAUCUCUUACGACGAGACUCCCGCGUCACCUUCCCCUCCCCCAGCCGCUCCCGACGUCCCUAGAGCUCCGCCGGUCAGCUACAGGGACCCUUACAGAAACAGUAGCCCGGCCUUUACUCCGACGUACACCUACAACCCGGACGGUUCGCCCGGGCCGCCGCUCUCGGCUUACCGAUUUGGUUCUCCCGGUUACGGUUCCCCUCAAGCACGAAUAGCGGCCAUGGAGUCCGAGUCUUUCUACAAAGAUGCUACCCCAGAGGUUGACAGGCUAAAUCGAGCACCUGUACUAGAUCGAAGUCUACAAACUUUUGACGAAAGCGGGAGUGCUGGCAAACAGGCAUUUCGGGGCCUAGAGGGAACCAGAUCUAUAGGGAAGCCAACAAACGGCGAUACAGCAGAGAAGGAGACUGUGGAUCCCUCUGCACCAAAGAGACAAGGAACACUGAAUGCGCCAGUAAAGCGCCCAACGUGGGCAGACGACCGGUCACCGUUGCAAAGGCUCGAGCUGACCCUCGAUAGCAUCACCAAGGAAGAGAAACGAGCCCGUGUAGAAGCUGCUGAGCAUCGCGCAAGAGAACGAGCAGCGCAGAGAGAAAGUGUUUCGAUUCAAGAGAGGCUUCAGCUUCUACCAGAACGUCAAAUUAACCAGCAGCCUCGGUCUAUAGAUCGGCGUCAAUCCGACGCCCGGCCAGAAGAACAGCGUACAGUUAUUGCUGAUCCAGUAGCGGUACAACCAUCGGCGACCGCAUCCUACGGGCCUUUGAGUCGUAGCCCCCUAGAAGAAGCCAGGCAGCUACCCGACCAGUUUUCACGCUCACAAAUUCCAGUUGUCAGAAAUCGCAAUGUCACAACAGCUGAGAGGGCUGAUAUACCCCAAGGUAACUUAAGUUUUCGUGAGAGAGCUGCUAAGAACGACACCAAUAUACCCAGAGAUGUAGAGAGUAAUUCACCAACGUCACCCAUUACUCCAGUGAGUGGAGGCUUUUCUCUCACUCGUAGUGGAAGCAACAAGCUUAAGAAAAACCCGCCGGGUGACCCCUGGUAUAGCGCGCGUAAGGAGGCCGAGGAAGGAUCAACGGCUCCGUACAGACGCUAUUCGCAAAAAGAGCGGCCAAGUGAAGUGCCUAGAGAUGUGGGCGUCCCGCUAGGAACUGUCAAGCCUAGAAAUGAGAUGGGUACGAGAAUGCCUAUUUCGCCAGAGUAUAAUGAAAGGCCACCAGCAAGAGGUAAGCAGCUAAAACAAGAAGAAUAUAAAGAACCUCCAGUUCAACAGAAAGGACCUGCAGCCGCGGUUGCGCUUGGCCGAUCUGAGUCCGUAAGGAAUAAUCCAAACACACUACCGUCACAGCACCCUUAUCAAACCCCGGUACGUAAUAUAGAGGACCCGCCGGCACCCGUUAGGAAUGUUGUGAAAUCUGUUACGUUUCCGGAUCGAAAACAUGAGGCACAAAUGUUCGAAGAAGACGACUAUGAUUCAGAUAUGAACGAUCAUAAACUCGGUAUCCACGAUUACAUGUAUCGGAGUAAGCUCAAGCCUGGUCGAGGGAUAUAUCAGCCACCGAAGUACUUAGAGGAAUGGAAGAAGGCUACAGUUGGAACUCUAGCGGGUCCUCUGUUAGACCUAAGUGAAGAGCCUAACCCUAUUGCUGAAAAGGCUACGCCAUGGUGGGAGAGUCCCCCUAGCAGUAAGCGUAGAGGUAGUACGACGACGCGACCACCACCCGAAGCCCCCGAGGACCUGUACGAUGAUACCAAAGGUCCGACGAGGUUUAAACCAGCAUUAUAUCUCAAAUGCGGACCGCUGCUACGUUACUGUGGCCUUCGUUACGAAAAGCCACUGGCACAAGCAAACCGCAACGACGAGGUUUCUAACCUAGAGAUAUGGAGAGGCAGCGUCAUGAUUGUCACACAAGACUCGGAGUCUUCAUAUGAUAUUCCUCCGAUUCUGCGGCUUUUUGUCCAGCCUAUUGAACUCCUCCCACCUCCUCCCGUAGAGCUACGUGGGGAACAGACUCUUCCACCAGAGUAUGUAGACCCAAUCGCCGGCAUACCGAAGCUCGGUAGACGGGGAGAAACACUAUACGUACGGCCGGUGGAACACUUAGAAGAAGCUAAGGAUGUUUCGAGAUUGGAGCCUGAUGAUGGUCUAUUCGAACUCACAAGGACUGCCCCUGACUUCAGCAACGGGCCUGACCCUCCGGGUUCUUUUACUAGUCGUAAAAGACGGACGCAGGUUGACGGAGAGAAGCUGGGGAAGUACAAGGACGUUCGUGGGUUCCGGCUGCAUGCGGAACGAGGCCACACGUUCUGGAGAUUCAACAUUGAGGUCGAACUCCGAGACUAUCAACAGAGAAUAGCCUACCGCAUCAACCAUGGUCCUGCCAUGGGCUUCUGGGUACCCCCUCGGGGCGAGUCGAUGAAUAUUAUGUUCUACAGUUGCAAUGGGUUUAGCCUGAGCGUGAACCCAGAUGACUUCAGCGGACCAGAUCCUAUGUGGCGUGAUGUGCUCAACAACCAUCAAACCCGACCGUUCCACGUCAUGCUUGGGGGUGGAGAUCAGCUUUAUAAUGAUGCUAUCAUGCGAGAGAGCCCUCACUUCCAUAACUGGCUGGAUAUCAAGAAUCCUCUGCACAAAAACAACGCGCCGUUGAUACCAGAGUUGCAGGAUGAGAUGGAAACGUUCUACCUAAACAGAUACAUGAUGUGGUUCUCGCAAGGCUUAUUCGGCCUUGCAAACUGCCAAAUCCCCAUGGUCAACAUGUACGAUGAUCACGAUAUUAUAGAUGGUUUUGGUUCCUAUCCCCAUCACUUUAUGAAGUCCCCAGUAUUCAGCGGCUUGGGCAAUGUUGCAUUUAAAUACUAUAUGCUCUUCCAGCACCAGAGUCUACCAGAUGAAACCGAACAGACUGAACCGAGCUGGAUUCUAGGUGUCAAGCCAGGACCUUAUAUCCGCGAGUUGAGCCGCAGUACGUUCAUGUUCCUGGGAUCCAAGAUUGCGCUGCUCGCGGUUGAUUGUCGGACUGAGCGUACAAGAGACGAUGUCUUACGAGAAAAUACGUGGAAGAAGCUUAUGGACCGUUGUUAUGAUGAGAUUGUCAGGGGUAAGACGCAGCAUCUGCUCGUUCUCCUGGGGGUUCCAAUUGCCUAUCCUCGGUUAGUGUGGCUAGAGAACAUCUUGACUUCACGAUUGAUGGAUCCCAUCAAAGCCCUUGGAAAAGCGGGUAUGCUGGGCAAUUUCCUCAACCGCUUCGACGGAGGCGUUGAAGUUCUUGAUGAUCUUGAUGACCACUGGACAGCAAAGAACCACAAGGAUGAGCGAAGAGUCGUCAUCGAAGACCUUCAGGAUCUUGCUGCGGACAAGUCUAUUCGCGUGACGAUUCUAAGCGGCGAUGUGCACUUAGCUGCCAUCGGCCAGUUCUACUCGAACCCUAAACAGGAGCUUGCUAAGCACAACGACUUCCGCUAUAUGCCUAACAUCGUCUCAUCUGCCAUUGCCAACACGCCGCCUCCUGACAUCAUGGCCGACAUACUUAAUAAGCGAAACAAGGUUCAUCAUUUCGACAAGGAGACCGAUGAGGACAUGAUUCCUAUAUUUACCAACGGAGUAGACGGCAAACCCCGUAACAACAAGCGUCUCCUCCCCCACCGAAACUGGUGCUCUAUCCGCGAGUACGUGCCUGGGCAGACACCACCGCCAACUCCGCCUCCAGAGGACUACGAAAUGACCCCCGAGGGCACUCCGCCAGGUAGCCGGGGCGGUCUCUUCCGCAGAUUCUCAUCGAAAAGAAAAGGAUCCGUCCUCCGCAAGGACGGAGCCCGUGACCCCGCGGACCGUUCGCGUCCUCCUGUCUCCAGCAGCGGCUUCCUACGCUCGCUCUCCCGCCGUGCCUCAACGAGCGGCGGGUCGCGCUCAGGCGGCCUCCUACGCACCCUCUCGCUCGGCCGCGUCGACAACUCCCGCCCGCGCGGCAACAACAGCGGCAGCAUCUUCGGCCGCCGGAGGAACAGCUUUGACAGACCCGAUGACGGCGGCAUCAAUGGCGGCUGGGGCCCCGACAGCGAGGAGGACGAGGAGGCCAUGUACGAAGCGUCGCGGGCCCGGCGCACACGUGCUACGACUAUGACUGCCGCACCGACUCGACCGGCUGCGUAUGCCCCUACUGCGCUAGAUUACUACGGGGGAGGGGGCGCGAACCCGAAUAUGGGCCGUAUGCGCGGCGGAGGUGUAGAGCGCAAUGAUGAGUACGAGGUCGGUGAUGAUUCGUAUUUCACAGCCAAGUCGCCGCGCCGCGCAUUCACGCAGCCGACUAGGGGCGAGCACGGAGGCACAGGCGGGUUUAGUAACAACUACAGUACUUACGACGAUAACCCCAGCUCGGAGUGGGACGCGCCGCCGCCGCGGCCAUUCCGCCGUACGCCGACGGGGCUUACCGCGAAGCAACUGCAGGCAGCAGGGGGCGCGGCGAAAUUCGAAGUCGACCUGCAAGGUGGACUGGACGUAUGUCUCAACGUGGAGGUUAACGCGCGCGACCCGGCGGGCAUCACGGUGCCGUAUCGAUUACUGGUUCCGAGACUGUGGUACGAGUACGAGGGCGAGGACGCGGAUGUCGGUGCGGAUACGGAGAGUCAGACUGAGCUUGAUCAAGAUCAGGGGUAUGAGCAUGAGCAGGGACAGCCGCGUAACUUGUACGAUGAUGUGGUUGGCGAUGAGGAGGAAGAGGGGGAGGAGAGACCGCAGAAGGGGGUGUUGAAGCGCUUGUUUAGCGGACGGGGAAGUCAGAAUAGGGCAAGGAGGGGGUCGUCUUAG
Daldinia loculata is the source of this 5175-nucleotide messenger RNA. RefSeq lists its product as uncharacterized. Gene Ontology annotation, cellular component: membrane. The transcript has 2 exons. The record is from RefSeq and is a predicted model, not a curated record. The coding region runs from base 1 to 5175 and encodes 1724 amino acids. Lineage: Eukaryota; Fungi; Ascomycota; Sordariomycetes; Xylariales; Hypoxylaceae.